GUUUUGCUUCAGGUACCAUUUACGAUCUUUUUUCUGUUUUGUUUCUAUUUCCUUCUUCUUCUCGGUAAAUAACUUUUUUAUUCUUUCGCUCUUCCGUUCGAAUUUCACGGCGUUUAUAAUGAACGAUCUGCAAACAAAUGCAAUGAACACGAGCCAUUUUGGCACUCCAUGCAUGAACAAAGCCAACCAUGGCUACGCCGAAUAUCCCGGGUUUCCGUUUCACGGCCUAACAUGCAAUUACAGUCACGAAGAGAAAGAUCCAAACUUUCCACCCCCUUUUUAUACCUCUGGAAAAUUAUCUUAUUCUGAAUGUCAUGAACCAAAGGAAACAGCCGACUACUUUAACUUUCGACCACUAGCAUCUCUACAACGCAAGGACCGCUGUGAGAAAAGAGAAUCGUAUCACUGGAACGAAAUGAACCCACCGAAACAAACAUUCUCAGACGUUUCUCCUUUUGAUAUAACCAACACAUCGAGAGAAGAACUGAUUCAACAAGCGGUGUGGCGAUUACGCGGUCGAUUGCUCGAAGAAGGACUCGCGGAUAUGGUCAGCCAAGUAGUGACGUUGCAAGCCAAAUUGGAAACGUUGCGUUUGGAAGCAUCCGCCAGCUUGGAUGCGAUAUAUAACCUCGAUAAACGAGAGUGUUCACCGGGACAGUUGGAUGUCUUUGAACGCCGCUUAUCAACCCAUCAAAAGCAACUUCGAGAGUUUCUGAUCAGCAACCCGCAUAGCAGUAUACAACCGGACACACCCGCUUUAUCGUCGACAGCAUACACACCCUCGGGAUUUUUCACAAGAUUAUCAAGGAUGUCCUCCCUAUUCAGUCGGAAUAAACGCUCGGAAAGCGACACGGGAAGCCGUUACCAGAACGACGAUGCUGUGUCCAACACAUCAUACGAGACAAUAACAAAGAGUGAAACAGGGAACAACCAUCACAUGUAUGAACGAAAGGAUGACCGUCGUCAACGAGUUAAACAGUUCCGGCAACAAUAUCAAACACGAACACGAACACGAACACGAACACAAACGUCCGACAGCAUAGUUUGUCGAGAUUUGAAAUGGCACGAAGAAAAGAUCAGCCCUGUUGUAAAGUCUUCCGACAACGCACAGAUGCAAUAUACCCCUGAAACUCCGGGCCCUACGAAAAGUAAAGCCAUUUUUCAUGAUGCUACGGAAAGCUGUGAGACAGAUGACGACUCCAAAAUGGACAUGCAAUCAUUGUAUUCUACCGACAUUCCAAAUUCCCCUAUUCCGUCAGCCCUUCCUCGAUACUGUAAUGACGACGCAACUUGUCGCAAAGAUAUGGAAUCAAUGGGAGCAAGUUAUCACUAUAACGAUUCGAUUUCGUUGGAGCCGUACCCGGAGGAAGCAAGUUUUAUCGGAAAUGGUGGUGAUUCAGGCCUUUCACUCAUUCAUCCAACGAUGUGUUCUGUGUCGAAACAUGCUGGAUCGGAGGAACGAAAUGCACUCGAUGAACUGCUAAGUUUCUUGGACCAAUACAAUCUACGUGAUGAACACGCAUCUUUCUAUGAAGCAUCGAUCCUUAGAAACGACGAUAGGCCUUCCCAAAAUUAUAGAAAUUCGGUUCGAGGUUCUCGUUUGACGGGAAAUGAGACUUUGUUUGGUGGCGUCAAAGCAUGGAUCUGGUCAUCGUGUAUGUCGCUCGUCAAUCGAAGUCUAAUAUGGUAUCGAUUCCUUAUAAUCCUAAGCGUAGCCUAUACUAUCAGCUUAGUGCGGGGUCCCGGUGACCUUCAGUGUGGGUCACACUUCAUCUUGUAACCUACGCGAAACACAGCUACGUCAGACCAUGCCUUGUUGCGAGGAAGAUUUACCAUUGUUUUAUCAUUUGCCAUUUAUCAUGUAUCUAUACCAUAUCCAUCAUUCUUCAUCAUGCCGUAACUGAAAAACAUCUAAAAUACAAUAUUGCCG
Radiomyces spectabilis is the source of this 1930-nucleotide messenger RNA. RefSeq lists its product as uncharacterized. The coding region runs from base 119 to 1780 and encodes 553 amino acids. The record is from RefSeq and is a predicted model, not a curated record. The transcript has a single exon. NCBI's taxonomy places the organism in Eukaryota, Fungi, Mucoromycota, Mucoromycetes, Mucorales, Radiomycetaceae.